AGGGGAUCCAAGCAACAGCAGUAGGAAAGAGGAGGAAGCAGGGAUGGCCGAGUCACACCUCUGAAGCAUUCAAAAAGCCCAAAGGAUGAGAACCUCGAUGACCUUUCUAGUCUGAACUGGCUUCAAACCAGACUGAGGGGAAUCGUCUACUGUUCAAACAACUAGGUGGCCCAUGGCUGCCACCACCACUCCUGUCAAGUCACAACUUCAAAGGAUUUACUCCCCUAUGGUGUUCUGAGAAACGAAAAAGAGAAAAGAAACCGCUUGGAUCACAGUGAUUUAUUUGUGAAGUAAAAUACUUGUAAAUGUAUAGGCCUACACAGGUAUGUAUCAACGGGUGUGUUUAUAAAGGCCAUCUCCUACUCUUAUCCCUCUCCACACCUACUUGUCGGUUGACCGCUUUUUUGAGGGAAAACUCCAAACAAACCAGGGAGAGUGACAGUUGGGGCGUUGCGGUCCCAUGAGAGACUCCGCAGGGGGACCGACAACCACGUCCACGCCAUGAGUAGUACUUUAGGUAACAAAGACAAAGACUGGAAAGAGAAGGACCUGAAAGGAGGUCCGACAGGAGGGAAAGAAAGGGAAAAAGAGGCCAAGGCUCUGGCUGGCUUAGGCGGCAAAGAUGGCGGCAAGGAGCCCAAGGCCAAAGGGAAAGACGCCAAAGAAGGAAAGAAGGAUGCCGGUUCCGCGUCGCCCGCCGUCGCCUUCUCCGUGGACAACACGAUAAAGAGGCCCAACCCGGCGCCAGGGACCCGCAAGAAGUCCAGCAAUGCCGAGGUGAUCAAAGAGCUCAACAAGUGCCGUGAGGAGAACUCCAUGCGUCUGGACCUGUCCAAGCGUUCCAUCCACAUAUUACCCACCUCCAUAAAGGAACUCACCCAGCUGGCUGAGCUCUACCUGUACAGCAACAAGCUCCAGAGCCUCCCCUCAGAGGUGGGCUGCCUGUCUGGCCUGGUCACCUUAGCCCUGAGUGAGAACUCUCUAACCAGCCUACCAGAGUCCUUGGACUCCCUGAAGAAGUUGAGGAUGCUGGACCUGCGGCAUAACAAACUGAGGGAGAUACCGGCGGUGGUUUACCGGGUGACGUCGCUGACCACGCUGUACCUGAGGUUCAACCGGAUCACGGCGGUGGAGAGGGACAUCCGGAACCUGGCGAAGUUGACCAUGCUCAGCAUCCGUGAGAACAAGAUCAAACAGCUGCCCGCCGAGAUAGGGGAGCUCUGUAACCUCAUCACCCUAGACGUAGCCCAUAACCAGCUGGAACACCUACCCAAGGAGAUCGGCAACUGCACACAGAUCACCAACCUCGACCUACAGCACAACGAGCUACUGGACCUACCAGAAACUAUAGGUAACUUGUCAAGCAUAAACCGCUUGGGUCUGCGGUACAACCGGUUGUCAGCCAUCCCCAGGUCGCUAGCUAAGUGCAGAGAACUGGAAGAGCUCAACCUAGAAAACAACAACAUCUCCGUGUUGCCAGAAGGUCUCCUGUCUAGUCUGGUGAAUCUGACCAGUCUAACCCUGGCGAGGAACUGUUUCCAGUCCUACCCGGUGGGAGGGCCCUCCCAGUUCUCCACCAUCUACUCUCUCAACAUGGAGCACAACCGCAUUAACAAGAUCCCCUUCGGAAUCUUCUCCAGGGCCAAAGUCCUCAGCAAACUCAACAUGAAGGACAACCAGUUGACGUCUCUGCCGCUAGACUUUGGCACGUGGACCAGUAUGGUGGAGCUCAACCUGGCCACUAAUCAGCUGACAAAGAUCCCCGAGGACAUCUGCGGACUCGUUUCGCUCGAGGUCUUGAUAUUGUCCAACAAUCUUCUCAAGAAGUUGCCACAUGGUAUUGGCAACCUGAGGAAACUACGGGAGCUCGACUUGGAGGAGAACAAGUUGGAAUCGCUCCCGAAUGAAAUUGCUUACCUGAAAGAUUUACAGAAACUAGUGUUGACCAAUAAUCAGCUGACCACGUUGCCCCGUGGGAUCGGUCACCUCACCAACCUGACCCACCUGGGUCUGGGAGAGAACCUGCUGCAGCACCUGCCGGAGGAGAUUGGUACACUGGAGAACCUGGAGGAGCUGUACCUCAACGACAACCCCAACCUGCACAGCCUCCCAUUUGAGCUGGCCCUGUGCAGCAAGCUGUCCAUCAUGAGCAUCGAGAACUGUCCCCUCAGCCACCUGCCCCCACAGAUCGUGGCCGGGGGCCCCUCCUUCAUUAUCCAGUUCCUCAAAAUGCAGGGGCCCUACCGUGCCAUGGUCUGAUAGGGCCCGGAGUCCCAAGAUUUUGGUCUGAGGGCCCGGAGGGAGGCCAUGGUCUGAGAGCUGAUAUGAUGGCUGAAUGACCAGGUCCAUGGUGUUAAAGGCCCACGCAAGGCCCAUGAUCUGACAACAGACCACGCCCGUAAUCGGAUAGGCCACGCCAAUGUUCUGAAGGCCGACGCCCACCCACUCAGACACCCCACCCAAUCCCUUACCUAUCCAACUACGUGUGUCGUACACUGUAAAAAACAACAACAACAACAUCAUAACAACAACAAAAACAAACUAAAUGUACAAAAAGAGAGGAGUAGGAAGACAUUUUCGGUUCAUACAUUAUCUAUCUAUAUGAGGAAAAAACUAAACAAACAAGUACAUUUAUAUUGAGACUGUGCUCCAGCGUUUCUGUUGAGGAAUCAUAGCCAUUUAGAAGGCCAACUUCCCCAAUAUUUUAUUCCCGAAUCAUGUAAGAAGACAAAACUUAAAGGGUCAUUGCACCACUUUUUUACAUUCAUUAACUCCAGCACAAUACAAUACAUAAUCUGUUUGCAUACAUAUGAAGACACUGGUAUAGCACUGGAGGUAAUGAAUAGGAGGUUAAAAAGUGGUGGAAUUCCCCUUUAAUAUAUCUCUACCACUCUUUUGCCAAAACGGAUCAUGUAUAUUGAGUAACAGUGCGCUAAAGUGGCUAUGAUUCUUUUAACAUAUAAACCAUAUUCCCAAUGCGAACGCAUUUACAGUAAUUAGGUAUAUGUAUAUUAGGAGAGCUUAGGAUACAACUAUUGUAUGCAAAAACAAAAUAAUAUUUGAAACUUUAAUUUUUACUGCUGCUGCCAUUAUCAAUGUUCAUUUUGUCAUGUCUUUUUCUUUUUGAUAUAUAUAUAUAUAUACUUUUUUUUUUUCCACUCGACUAAAGAUUUGUGUUAUCGUGAGGUUUGAGGUUAAAGAACAAAGGUCUAAUGUUGAUGUUUUUAAUUUCACAUUAAUAUGUAAAAAAAUAGUGCCUAUAUGUCCAGGAUGGUCCACUGGUUUUCCGACGCUCUAAACACAAUUGACCAUGAAUAUUAUACAAAGGUAUAAUUUAUUUUAACUAAUUUUCUUCCUAGAAUUAUGAUUUGUUUAAAAAUAAAUGUUUUUACAUUUAUUUUAUAUUAGUUCUAUCAUUGUUGGAUGACAAUGAUUCUAUAAAAGAAAGCGAUAAAGAUACAGUAUAAAUUCGAAUCAAUGGCUUUCGGAGGUUUUAAAAUAAAAAAUAAGCAGUAAUCUUUAAACAGUAAGCUAGUAAUAUAUAAAAUAAAUGCGAAAUCUUUAAUGCUUAAAAAAAGGACUUAGCAAGUUUGACUCAAACCUUUCCAAAAUGGGCAGUAAUGUUGCCCUCAUGUUUAAGAUAUUCAACUUAUUAUUUUUUAUUUUUUGAAAAAGUAUUGAAAACUGUAAAAAGACAUAAGUGAUCUGUAGUGAUUUUUUUUAUAUUCUAUAAAUACUGAUUGUUGCCUUGAGUGCAAUUGAGUCAUUGUAAUGUUAACGUUUUUGCUAUAUCUUCAGUGUUGGGGCUCCGUUACUGUCAUACAACGUGGAAACGAUCGACCAACAACAACAUAUCAGGAACGUUGAAGGAAAGGUGUCAAUAUAACUAAUGACUAACGUUGCCAUGGUUACGGUCAUUAAGGUAUGCCAAAAACAUGAAUCAAACCCCAUAAUUGUCAUUUUACAUCCAGUUUCUUCGACUGCUUUUUAGUACGCUUCUUCACGAGAUCUGAAAGUUGAAGUAUUGCUCAGCUUCUUUCUUUUUUUUGUCCCACACUGUCCCAGCAAUGAUGCUGUUCUUAUGCACUUUCUAAAUGACAUUGGCAUCAUCCUCUUUUAACAAUGACAAUAUCCUUAUCUCCAUGGUUACGUUGAACUGGGGCAUUUUUGUUUCACAGUGAAUAAGUAUUUUAUCUCUUUGAACAGUUUAUCAUGUACAUUUUAUAAUAGUGUCAAAUGAAUAUUAAGGAUGGGAUAACAAGCUCAAAAGAAAUCUAAACUAGUAAGUAUGUGGAGCGUCAAAUUCAGACGUUUUGGCUUUUGUUCUUUCAAUCUUGAUGGAAAAUAUUAGCUUGAACUGUGUAUGUCCAAUAAGGGCCUGUUGAUAUGUUUAAAGAUGUAUUAAAGUACCCCAUAUCUUGCUCAUAUGUACUACAAGCUAAAUGUUUUGUCAAAUUAUUGCAAUUCAUUGAGAUCCACAUUGUAAAAUGUAAAUCAUUUUCUGUUACUACUUUUUUUUUUUAUGACACUGUAUUGGGUUAGUAUUAUAUCACGUGACUGUACAUUAAAAUCCCAACUAAGGUAAAUCAAACCAAAAGCUUUUUUGGUUUUGGAAACAAACGUGUUGCGUCCAAGCUUUGUACUCGAUCAUCUUUUAGUAUUUAUUUUUAAUCAAGUGUGGGUCUAGUUUUUUGGCAGCAGUUUACGAUUAAGGUUUUGAUGUGGGUUGUGGACUGGUAAGAAAAAAACUAGGCCUGGGCAGAGCACACACCCGGACAAAAUGUAUUGCUGCUUCUAAUCCUACCAGCAGAACCUGUUGCUGCUUGAAAAAUAUGCUGUAAACAAUUGAUGAGGGGGGAGUGAGAUCUAUCCUAAACAAAAACAACAACAUCGAUACAGGCUCGAUACAGAAGACUUGUACAGUAGCUUGGCUGGGAAAAUUCAUUGACCUCUGAGUUUGGAGUCACAUGAGAUCUGGUGGUUUUCAAACAGAUCAAAUUGUUUGGACCGACGUACAACAAGGAAAAACUAAGGUGCAUAUUUGAGCCUAUAACGACGCAGUUACAACACAACUUUUUUUGGAAAGACCAAAAAAUGUAAAAAGGGCUUUCUUCUCGUUCACGCUCAAAGAAUACCAACAGAGGCAUUGCAUUCCUGGUUUUAUAUAUUUUUUAAAGCUUCGGAAGAAAUGAAAAAUAAAAAAACUAAUGUACUUUUUUGGGGGAAUGGUUGUGUAUUUACGUUUUAGCUAUAAACAAAAUGGAAUCAUUAUGUGAAAAUGCCUUCAGUGAGUAGUUAAAAGUGAGAUGUGCAUUAGGGUAUGCAGCGAGAGAAAGGCUGUUAUCCUGUAUAAUGUUGAGUCUUUGUUUUUGUUCAUACAUUUUAAUCUAUGUGCCAUUUGCGAUUGAGGGGUGAAUUACUGAUGUAUGUGUAGAGAACCUGAGACAUAAUCAUUAUCGUUCAGAAAAGCAUUGAUCAAAAACAAGGAAUGUAAGUUAAAACAUGCUUUUUGAAAAAAAAUGUAUAACUUAGUCUAGGUUCGGGGGUGGUCAUAUUUUGGACUCUUAUAUCUGAGGUUGAUGACGAUGAAGAGGUAUUGUUCUGAUGCAUUCUAAUGAUUUUUCAAUUGUCUGAUUUCAGUUCAUAGAAAGUGUGUAAUAAUCAUGGGCAUUUUGUUCCUUUUAUCGUCUUUUUUUUAUUAUUGUACAAAAAUGUCUUGUGUGUCUCAAUCCUUUUUCUUGACUGGCUAUGUUGUAUAGGAAACCAAGCAUGUUGAAAAAUAAUUUGACAUGGUUUUUUGUCUGGGUCGGAACUACGUUGGGGCAGCGAUUCGUUGUAUAAGUAACACCAGAUAAUGUUGCCACUAUUUGGUAUCUGCAAAGAUGUUUCCUGUAGAUUUUUUUGUACAUUUCACAGUAUCUGAAACAUUGUGUAGCCAGCGACGCUUUAGCUACAUAUUCUUUAUCAAGCAGCCUUUUAACUGUUAAAAACCUUUUUGUUAUUUACCCUUCUUUGUGUCUAUGGUCUGUGACUGUAGUAGGUAACUUUCACUUUCUGUUCUCUCUUCCUUUCUAGCUCUGUACAUGUAUAUUUUAACCUGAAAUGAUGAUUAAUUGACAGUUCACAUAAGCACUCUCCAAACUGAAUUCUGUGUUCAGUUUCAUUAUUCUGGAACACUUUGGUAGUGAUCAAUAGUGAAACAACACAAUUCAGUUCGGCUUCCAGGCUAGCUACCCCAAACUAUCCCUAUACCAGUGCUCUCCAUCCCUGUACCUGGAGCGCCACCGUCCUGUAGGCUUUCGCGCCAACCAUAAUCUAGCGCACCUAUGUUCCAGAACUGAAGGUUCUCUUUUCUGUCUAAACCAAUAUAUGAGUACAGUAUAUGCAGACGUGACUACCUAGACGUGAGUCUGCAUUGCUGACUACGGUGGCCACCAUUGUACAAGUUGAGGAGUAUAUAAGAUCAUUGUUCUUAAAGUUGUGGUGGUAGGGGAUUGGAAAAAUGGUUUCUCUGACAUUUUGACAUGAGACAUGAUGACAUGACACAUUUAUUUGACCUUAACAUCAUACUUUUCAGUACUGAGACACAUGCCUUUACUAAGUAUUACUUGGCAAAUGAAAUUAGAAAAAUGAUUUGUUUGCUUGGUAUGUAAAUUACACAAUUAUUAAUCAAAGCCGACCCAUUGUAAAGAAAAUUAUUCAGACCCCUAAGUUUGCAAAAUAAUGACAUUUUGCAAAAUGGGGGGAAAACUGCAAUGUUUGGUGACAUUCUGCAUGUACAUCUUUUGAACUAAUAAACCUAUAAACAUUUACAAAUUGAAGAAAAAAAAAGUGGAAAAAAUAUAGUAUCUUGUAACUUUUUUUUUCUUGUGCUUUCACCAAAAAGUACUGCAAAAUGAACAUGGUUGGUUGUUGCCAGUCACAUUUAGAGAGCAGAACAGAGCUGCCUAUGUCCUCAAGUAAUUCCUAUUUUUGUCUUUGUUGCUUUUUUCUUCUCUGUAACUGAAUUUGUAUUGCUUUUAAAAACUCAUGAAGCAGCAUUUAAGCCAAGAGUCCUGUACAGUUUUACCUUUGACCUUUUAGCAAUGAUUUGCACAAGCACAGCGAGGGCACAAUUUAAAAAUCCCAAUCAUACAGAAGAGAAUGGCAAUUAGGCUGUUUACACAGGCAGCCCAAUUCUGAUAUUAAUUGGUCUUUUGACCAAUCACAUGAGAUCUUUUCACAUCAGCUCUUUUUCAGAGCUAAUCUGAUUGGUCAAAAUACCAAUUUGUGAAAAAAUAUCUGCGUCUCAAAGUAAGAGUGCUGAUGUAGGAUCAGUUUCGCCUUUUAGAUCACAAUGAAUAAGAUUUUAUGGACAGGUGGGGACCUGAUCUUAGAUCAGCACUCCUACUGUGAAAUGAGUUUUGAACACUGGCCCAGGGUCCCACCUGUCCAUGUAAUCUUAUUCAGUAUGAUCUAAAGGGCAAAACUGACCCUAGAUCAGCAGUCCACCUACUCUGGAACACUUGAUACGGUGCCCAGACUUGUUGCCUGAAGCUAAAUGAAAAACUAAACUCAUAUAGGCUUUGGAUUGUUGCGAUACUGUCUGGGCCCAGAAUGUUUUUGGGCUACGUAGAUUCUAGAAGCACCUGACUAGCUACAUUAUCCAGCCCUAGCUAUAUUGUCUGACCCUUUUGCUAAGUACAUUCAAGAUCUCUCCCUCUCUGCCUAUUAUACACAGCAGUAUCAGCUGGAGACCUUUGAACAGUAUCUUGUGUGUUAGUCAGCAGGGAUCCAUUUCAAUUCGGUAAAUUCCUGAUGUUUGCUAAAAUUCUCAUAGAGGAGCAUUGAGGGAAAUCUGAUUUUAUUUUAUUUUAUUGUACUUCUUGACUGAAUUGAACAUGUAAUUGACUCUAAUCCUGUUAGUCAGUUAACCCCCCACCCAAAAACAGUUGAAAUGUAGUGUUGUGCCUUUUUUAAUAAGUUCAGACCUGGGCUGUUCUCUCUCAAAUUUAUCUUUUGUACCUAGAAAAACGUGUCAUUUUUGUGUCAUUUGAUGUCAUUCGAGUGUACAAACUACCAUUUUAGAAUUUUCUGAUGUUUGUAUAUUACUCCUGUCAUGCCUGCACAAUGCUUUGGUUUUGAUUUUAUAUUUUGGAGGUUUUCCCACUAUUUUGUCAAAUUGUGGAAUUUGAGCUCUGAAAAAAAAUUAUAAAUGUACUUUUAAUCCAAUUAAUUGUAAUGUGCAGUUCAUGUUACUUCUUCAAUAUAAAGAAAAUGGUUGCCCUG
Molecule: messenger RNA, 8268 nt
Organism: Coregonus clupeaformis (lake whitefish)
Lineage: Eukaryota; Metazoa; Chordata; Actinopteri; Salmoniformes; Salmonidae
Gene: shoc2
Product: SHOC2 leucine rich repeat scaffold protein
Exons: 10
Coding region: 502-2259 (585 amino acids)
Molecular function (GO): protein binding
Source: RefSeq, a predicted model, not a curated record